This is a messenger RNA of Cylicocyclus nassatus, 393 nucleotides long. NCBI's taxonomy places the organism in Eukaryota, Metazoa, Nematoda, Chromadorea, Rhabditida, Strongylidae. The record is from the annotation of a GenBank genome assembly.
AUGGUUGAAAUCGAUGUCAACAAAGAAAAUGAGGAGGAGUCGGAUUUUUGUGAUCCUGAAGACUAUGUUGAUGAUAUAACUGAUGAAGAUCGAAAUGAACGUCUUAUUCUUGGUCUCAUCUGGACGAUUAUUCUUCGUUUCCGAACUGAUACCAUUGUCAUUGAGCGUCUUCUGACGCUGAAGAUGUUGACACGGCUCGUCCAGAUGAGAAAUCUAUCAUCACCUAUGUGUCCCUGUAUUAUCACCACUUUGCGAAACAGAAGACCGAACUCACUGGAGCUCGUCGUGUUGCUAAUUGAUGCCAUGGAAGAAGAUUACGAACACAUCGCAUCAGAUUUACUGAAGUGGUUUCGCGAAACGAUCAAAAUACUCGAAAACAGGAGAGCUGGCUGA